GCGGUGCACACUGGGUUACUUUCAACAUGGCAGCCUCCAUUGGAAAACUCGUGCAUUAAGAUGAGAGUAUCUCAAACUUAAUUUUUCUGGCAUAUAAAGUUUAGAUUUAUGGACUAGCCAUGGCAGUUAGAAUUCAUUUAACAUUUUGCGUUCUUAAAUCAGUUCGCAACAAGAUGACAUCAUGCAGUUGUUUUAAACGAAAUAUAAGGUCGUUAGUCACAUUAAAUCGCGAUGUAAACAAUACAAAUAAAGGCGAAAUCCGUGCACGCAUUUUAGGCAUUGAAACAAGUUGUGACGAUACAGGUGCUGCUGUGGUAAACGAAAAAGGUGAAAUUAUUGGGAACGCAUUGCAUUCUCAAACUGAAACAACAGUCUCAUUGGGAGGCGUCUUACCUCAGUAUGCUAAAGCUCUUCAUAAGAAACACAUUGACACCAUCGUCAAAGAUGCCCUUCAAAAAGCUCAACUACACCCAAAGGAGCUUGAUGCUGUAGCGGUCACUGUAGAACCAGGCAUGCCAUUGAGCCUAGAAGUGGGACUGAGCUAUGCAAAACAGAUGGUACUGGAGCAUGGUUUACCCAUGAUUCCUAUACAUCACAUGGAGGCUCAUGCCCUAACAGCAAGAAUGGUUGAACAGAUAGAUUUCCCAUUCCUAGUGUUUCUAGCCAGCGGUGGUCACUGUCUGUUGGCUGUUGCUAGGGACGUUGACGACUUCUUGUUGCUAGGCAACUGUACGGAUUGCGCACCAGGCGACGCUUUUGAUAAGGUGGCAAGAAGACUGAAACUGAAGACUCUCCCAGAAUGCACUGGGAAGAGCGGUGGAGCAAUGAUAGAGCACCUGUCUCGUUGUGGAAACAGGGAUACAUUCAAUGCUCCCGACGUAUUUUUCAAGAAACGCAGCUGCAACUUUUCGUUUCACGGCAUCAAGUCGCACUAUAUGCGCUACAUUUUAGAAGAGGAGAGCAAACAAGGUAUCGAAGGAAGCGGGGUGAUUUCCAACGCUUCAGACCUCUGUGCCUCAUUCCAGUAUGCAAUUCUUCGACAUAUGUGCAGACCCUUACAACGGGCAUUGGUUUUCUGUGAUAACAAUAAUCUGCUGGCAGAAACAAAAACAGUGGUCUUAUCAGGAGGUGUGGCAUGUAACCGUUACCUGCGUCAUGGUAUAGAAAAAGUGUGUGUUACUCACGGGGCAAGACUGGUGGUCCCUCCCCCUGAACUGUGCACCGACAAUGGAAUCAUGAUAGCUUGGAAUGGUAUUGAGAAGUAUCUAUGUGGCAGAGGAUUUGUAGAUGACCCGCAGUCUGUCUGUUACCGGAACAGGUCCCCCCUAGGCACUGACAUAACAGAGGAAGUUACGAAAGCACACAUCAAAGUCAAGCUGAUUGAUCUCGGAUUGUGAUUGUACUAACAAUGGAAAAUACAAAUGACAUUCUAUGAAUUUGCUUGAGAUAGAAAUGUGGACAGGGUGUAUGACAUAUUCAGUCUAAGUGUACAAAUUCUUUGCAAAUACUGAUAUCAUUUCUAUGUAUUUCAGAUUGUACAAAACCUGGUUUAUCCAUUUAUUUUCCCACUUUUCUAUGCGAAUAUAGAUAAAAUACAAGUAACAAUGUGUUUAGCGUAUACCGAUAACUAUUUGUAGUACAAAAAGGGCUGACUAGCUCAGUUGGUAGAGCGCAGGACUACAAAUUUGAGGAUCGUGGGUUCAAUCCCAGGUAGGCCUCAUAACCUGUGUGAGGAGUGGCCAUGAAAUCCAUUGUACAGACUUUCUCCCUUUAGCUCUGAUUCAAGUAGAGCAGUUGUUUGUUACUGGCAUAAGUAUGAGCACUGAGUACUGGUAAUCUAACUUAACCAGGCAAAGUGUGAAAGUGUUAACUGACCAAUGUGAUCUAACUGAAAUACUGUUCCAAAGGGCCAACCCCCAAACUAAACAAAUAAACUUACACAGUGAUUUAA
This is a messenger RNA of Dreissena polymorpha, 1951 nucleotides long. RefSeq names its product tRNA N6-adenosine threonylcarbamoyltransferase, mitochondrial-like. The transcript is spliced from 10 exons. NCBI's taxonomy places the organism in Eukaryota, Metazoa, Mollusca, Bivalvia, Myida, Dreissenidae. The coding region runs from base 120 to 1397 and encodes 425 amino acids. Gene Ontology annotation, cellular component: mitochondrion. The record is from RefSeq and is a predicted model, not a curated record. Gene Ontology annotation, biological process: tRNA threonylcarbamoyladenosine modification.